This is a messenger RNA of Closterium sp. NIES-65, 1485 nucleotides long. Lineage: Eukaryota; Viridiplantae; Streptophyta; Zygnematophyceae; Desmidiales; Closteriaceae. The record is from the annotation of a GenBank genome assembly.
AUGCGCACGCCAUGGCGCCACACAUUGCGCGCACGCCAGGGCGCCACCGCAGAACCGACGCGCAUCCCCAUGCACUCUUCCCCCCCAUCGUCUCCCUUUCGCAAUUCCCCCGUGAACCGCACGCCGUUCCUGGUGCUGCAGGUGAGUCUACCGGUGGUGCGGCGGUUUGUGCGCGAGGUGACGGAGAGGGCGGUGGGCGUGGACGUGAUCCGCGGCGUGCGGCCGGACCAGCAGCUCGUCAAGGUGGUCAACGACCAGCUCGUGGCGCUCAUGGGCGGCAACGUCGCGGAGAUCGCGUACGCGCCUGAGGGCAAGGGCCCCACCGUGGUGCUCAUGGCGGGGCUGCAGGGCGUCGGCAAGACCACCGCGUGCGGCAAGCUCGCUCUCUUCCUCAAGAAGAAGGGCAAGGCGAGCAUGCUGGUGGCCACGGACGUGUACCGCCCCGCCGCCAUCGAGCAGCUGCAGACGCUGGGCGCGCAGGUGGGAGUGCCGGUGUACGCGGAGGGCACGGACGCACGGCCGGUGGACAUCGCACGGCAGGGCGUGGCGGCCGCCAAGAAGGCGGGCGUGGAUGUCGUGAUUGUCGACACAGCUGGUCGCCUGCAGAUAGACCGCAGCAUGAUGGAGGAGCUGAGGGGCAUCAAGGCAGCGGUGAACCCCACGGAGGUGCUGCUCGUUGUCGAUGCCAUGACGGGCCAGGAGGCUGCCAGUCUGGUGGCGGCGUUCAACGCGGAGGUGAGCAUCACGGGUGCCAUCCUCACCAAGGUGGACGGCGACUCACGUGGCGGCGCUGCUCUCAGCGUCAAGGAGGUGUCGGGGCGGCCGAUCAAGUUUGUGGGGGAGGGCGAGACGAUGAGCGCACUGGAGCCCUUCUACCCGGACCGCAUGGCCAGCCGCAUCCUCGGCAUGGGCGACGUGCUCUCGUUUGUCGAGAAGGCACAGGAGCUGAUGGACAAGGAGGACGAGGCGGAGCUGAGGAAGCGCAUCAUGGAGGCAAAGUUUGACUUCAACGACAUGCUCAAGCAGACGCGCAUGAUGGCGCGCAUGGGGUCCAUGGGCGGCAUGCUCAAACUCAUCCCCGGCAUGAACAAGCUGACACCGCAGCAGGUGCGCGAGGCAGAGAAGAGCCUCAAAGUCAUGGAGUCCAUGAUCGCCUCCAUGACCAACCAGGAGCGUGCGGACCCGGAGCUGCUUGCCAAGAGCCCGUCGCGCCGCCGUCGAAUUGCUAAAGGCUCGGGCAGAAGCCAGGAGCAGGUGAGUGCGCUGAUAUCGCAGCUGUUCCAGAUGCGAGUGCGCAUGAAGGCCGUGGCCGACAUGGUGUCUGGCAAGUCCAUGCCCGCCAUUCCCGGCCUCGACACAUCCGGCGCCAAGAAGGCCAGUUCCGGCAAGGCGAAGCGGAAGAAGAGCCGAUCUGGCUUCUCACAACAGCUAGGGGACAACACGGCAGUGGCUGCCGGAGCAAAAGGAUUCGGUGGUCGAAAUUAG